Molecule: messenger RNA, 724 nt
Organism: Aphanomyces astaci
Lineage: Eukaryota; Oomycota; Saprolegniomycetes; Saprolegniales; Verrucalvaceae
Exons: 1
Coding region: 100-510 (136 amino acids)
Source: RefSeq, a predicted model, not a curated record
AAUCCUCGCAAAAAACGGUUGGUGCAACCUUGCAGCCUCAUCUAUGUUCCGAUGAGGCCACAACGGAAUGUCGUGCGACUUAAUUGAAUUUGCAUCGUCAUGCACACGUCCGCCCCGUUGAAAACAAAGUCCGUCGUAGCUGUCCAAGAGUCUGGCUGGUUGGGAAAGACCUUCCGCGACCGCAUCUGGAGCUUGGAACAAGGUACAUUGACCAUGACAACCAACGGCCACCCCACGAAACCGGUGAGCGUCCACGUCGAGAGCGGCAAAGUGUGGCAAGGAAUGAAGUUUGGGUUCAAAGUUAAGACCGACGAUGGUAUGGUCAUCCGCGCUCACGCGAACUCGAAAGCCCAGUGGGCAGCCUGGCUACAAGCACUCCACAACUUGGCCCCAACCGAGCACAAGUCUGCCACGAAAGUGCACUUCUGUGACAUGGUCCGUGUGCGUGUGAUCCCAAGCAGCGACGACGAAGACUGCACGACGUCCUCUGACGACGAGAACGGAGACUGAUUGCGUUUUCACUCAAUACAUCUCCCAAGUGCCAUGCUGCAGAACUGCCUCCAACCUUUCGUCGCCUUGUCCAACAGGAUGUGCCGCGCCAGCUAAGUAUCAUCUACUGUAGCUAGCAUGCCCCACAAAAGAGGCAUUGCCAAACACGUGGCGUGCCUUCAAGUCAAGUCUCUGCGGCCAUUUACGUUAAUAUAUAUAUAAGCGCCAACCGAUU